Molecule: messenger RNA, 3906 nt
Organism: Lytechinus pictus (painted urchin)
Lineage: Eukaryota; Metazoa; Echinodermata; Echinoidea; Temnopleuroida; Toxopneustidae
Product: large subunit GTPase 1 homolog
Exons: 13
Coding region: 109-2328 (739 amino acids)
Biological process (GO): ribosomal subunit export from nucleus
Cellular component (GO): cytosol
Molecular function (GO): GTPase activity; GTP binding
Source: RefSeq, a predicted model, not a curated record
GCAUUUUCGCAACGUAUUAUUACGACACCGCUCCUCAAUCACAAACUCGUGCCGUGGACAAGUCCAGAAGUUUCCAAAAAAUCCUUGUAGUCAUUGAAUGCGAUCGAGAUGGGGAGAAAGAAAGGGGCAACGUCAAGUCUUGGAAAGGGUAUCUUAAAAGACAGAUCGAAGAGUUCUAAAUCGAGUAUAGUUAACGAUUCUUGGCUUCACACAAGUGAGCUUAACGACGGGUAUGACUGGAACAGGAUUAAUCUGAGAUCUGUCACGGAGCAGAGCAAUCUAGAGGAUUUCUUGGAGACCGCAGAGCUUGCUGGAACAGAAUUCACAGCAGAGAGGCUGAAUGUGAAGGUAAUUGAUCCAGGCCAGCACACAGGUUUACCAUCGGCAACAGAGAGUAUUGAGAUCAGCAAAGCCCAGAGAGAGAACCUUGCUUUUCUACAGAUUCCUAGGAGACCAAAAUGGGAUUCCACGACAUCGGCAGAGCAACUCAACCAGAUGGAGAAAGAAGCGUUCUUGGAAUGGAGGAGAGAACUCUCAUUACUGCAGGAGAAGGAUCAUAUUGUCCUGACACCGUUUGAAAGAAAUCUUGAUUUUUGGAGGCAGCUAUGGAGAGUGAUCGAGAGGAGUGAUGUGAUCGUCCAGAUUGUGGAUGCCAGGAAUCCUCUUCUCUUCCGCUGUCUUGACUUGGAGAAAUAUGUGAAAGAAGUCAGUAGCGAUAAGGAGAAUAUAAUCUUGAUCAGCAAAGCAGACCUAUUGACUCAAGCACAGAGAGAAAAGUGGGGCAAGUAUUUCUCCCAACAGGGUAUCCGGGUAGCUUUCUGGUCUGCGGUCAGAGAGACAGAAAGAAUAGAAGAAAAGGAAGGAAAAGAAGGUGAACCAGCAAUGGCUGAUGAUGAGAAUGAUGAUGACUCAGAGGAUGAAGAGGAGGAGGAAGAUGAUGAUGAUGAUGCUGAAGAAGAAGAAGAUGGAGCACAACGGCUUUCCCCUGAUAAUUAUCUGCCCAGUAGCAUGGAAGGAAUGGUCGUAUCAUCAACGGAUAAGGCAGGAGAUCCCUCGAAUACGAACGAGUCUUGGAACUCAAUAGCAGAUCAAGGACAGAUUUCUGGAGCCAUGCUCCACACAACCGAAGCAACAAGGAGCAUUCAGACAAAUGAACAGGACUUGAGGACAGGGGGUGAUUCUUUGUGCAAUGAAUCAAAUGCGGUGCCUUCAAGAACUGACAUGGAUGCACUCUCAUCACCAAGAUGCGAUGAUGAUAUGGACGAUGAUGUCGAUGAUGUUGUCGACUCUCAUGGUGAUAACCUUUCAAGGACUACCCAUGUUGCAUCAGGAGGAGCAGGAGAUGGUGUUGCAAUGGAGACAUCUUGUGCACCAUCUCCUCCUGAAGGAGAGAUUCAGAAUUUAUCACACCUGUUGACGGGGGAGGAGCUUCUUGGGUUCUUCCGUGAGGUUCACAUGGGAAGGUCAAAGGUCAAUGCCGAGAUUCUGACCAUGGGCAUGGUUGGAUACCCUAACGUUGGUAAGAGUUCUACCAUCAACGCUCUACUCAGGGAGAAGAAGGUACCAGUCUCUGCAACUCCAGGAAGAACAAAACACUUUCAGACAUUGUUCGUAGAGCCAACACUGUGCCUGUGUGACUGCCCUGGACUGGUGAUGCCAUCUUUUGUGUCUACCAAAGCUGAUAUGUAUCUCAACGGUAUUCUACCAAUCGAUCAGAUGAGGGACUUCACUCCACCGGUCUCUCUGAUGUGCCAGCGAGUGCCGAGAGAUGUUUUAGAACUGACCUAUGGAAUAAAUCUGAUUGAGCCAGGAGAAGGGGAAGAUCAAGAUAGACCACCAACGGCUCUAGAGCUUCUGAAUGCUCAUGCUUAUGUGCGUGGUUUCAUGACGCAGAAGGGAGUCCCUGACAGCUUCAGAUCUGCUAGAAUCGUUCUAAAAGACUAUGUCAAUGGCAAGAUUUUAUACAGCAUUCCUCCUCCUGGACUAAGCCCUGAAGAGUUUGGGUCAAUGCACUAUCCAUCCUUGGAGGUCGGCGAGGUCAAAGCAGGGUCACGACCCAAGAAAUCGGCCAACAAACCAAUGAUCACUGCAGGAGGACAAACGGUCAAGAAGUCUGCUGCCAAGAAAGUGGACGAAAGCUUCUUUGCAAAACCCCAAGUUGCACACACCAAGGCAUCGGCCCCGAGGGUGGGUGUGGUUGGAGGUGUGUCCGGGGGCGUGGCUGGAGGCGUGCCUGGGGUUGGCUACCUGGGCAAACCCUGGAAGAAGCAAAAGCGAGGCAAGAAGGAGAAACUGAGGAAAGUGUAUGGACAUCUGGAUGAGAAAUAGAUCAUGUGAACCUUUUGAGGAAAAAAUCAUGGACAAUAUUUGAUAAUACUGAUAAAUUUUAUGGGCAUGAUCAGGAGGCCGCAAGUGAGCUGAAGUAAUAUGAUUAUCUGGGGAGCAUUUCAUGAAAAGUUUAGUCAGUAAUAUUCACGGACUAAUUUGCUGUCAGCCAAUCAGAUGCAAGGAUUUGCAGUAGCUUAUAACAAUAGGCACUGACAAUCACUGAUGCAUUGUUUCAUGAAAUGCUCCCCAUAUCUUUUCUCCAGAGAGAGCCAUAAGAAAAUAUUCAGGUACAUGACUAAUAUAAAGAAAUACAUGUAAUGCUGAGUCAUCUCGGUUAGUUUUAUAAUCAAAGUCCCGAUGGCUUUGGCGGGAUAAAGUUCACCUACAAAAAAAUGAAAUAUAACUUUAUUUCUCGCCUUGAGAUGAUGCAAUAGCUUAGCACUAUAUCUGGGUGAGGACGAGAAGUAAUUGAAGUUAAAAUCAAAUAAUAGCAAAUAGGGAUGAUAUCAUAUUAUAAGAGACCAAAUGAGAAAUCACAACUUAUCGCUCCACAGUUUCAAUUUGUAGCUUGCAAUGUAAGGAAUAGAAGUCAUUGAAAAUCUCUAUUAGGAUUUUCUAAAGCAUGACUGGUUCCCAAGAGAUCACGAUUGAAGUGAAUUGUUAUAUUAAACUUGAUUGUCUUGAACCAUGGAACAACCAGGAAAAAAUGGUUUAAAUUCACUUGGUCUACAGGAUUUAGUCUAUUUUUCUCAGAUGGUCUAAUAUCACAUGGGCUAAAUCCAUUUGGUCUAGUAAUUGAUGUCUGGUCAACAAUACACAAGGUCUAAUACCCACUUUAUUAAUUCUCAUUUAGUGUGAUAUCAAGCUGGUUUAAUAUUCAGCACUUUUUCAAAUUAAAAUAUGAUGCAUACGAAGUUCAUCUGACCAUAUACAUGUAGAUCAAAUAGUAUCAGACCAUGUUGAAAAGUGAACUAGGAUGAUGAAUAUCAUCUGUUCUUUUUUCAAUUGAAACCCUCAAGAUGUUUCUUAAAUGUGACAUCAUGGACAUUCUUUUUGUGGUUUGAUCAUGAAAAUAUAAAUUACAUUUGAUAUCAUACUACUGGAACAAAUUGUCUUCUAUAUCUUCUUUUAUAUAUAUGAAUAUUCAUGAGUAUUCUAAAUAAACGAUUGGUCAAUUCGUGAUCAUGUGACAAAGUAUAAUUUCAAUAGGAAAACACAUCGCUGCAAAUAGCUCCGUUUAUUUUUUUUAUAUACUUUCAUGGGGAGAACUGCGCUUGCUCAUGCUCGAUAUGUUCUCUCAACGUUGAACUGCAGGUGCUCCAUGUCUUGACAGGAUCGAGAUCCGUACCAUUAUUUGCGCAAGUGAAUAAGUAAAACAAAAUACAAGCUCUCGCUAAACUUACUUACUGACAACCUGAAAAAUCUGUGGAUUUGGGUUUAGAUUAUAUAGUAAUUGCCAGUCCGACCUCGGAUAAAUAAUUCCCACUAUACUUUUUCAAAGCCUCAUAUAUUUGUACAAUAUAUUGUAUGUGACUUAAUAAUCUACUAGUAUAUUAAAUUUUGAUCUUAUAAACACAU